Molecule: messenger RNA, 3142 nt
Organism: Brienomyrus brachyistius
Lineage: Eukaryota; Metazoa; Chordata; Actinopteri; Osteoglossiformes; Mormyridae
Product: zinc finger protein 391-like
Exons: 2
Coding region: 543-2381 (612 amino acids)
Biological process (GO): regulation of transcription by RNA polymerase II
Molecular function (GO): DNA-binding transcription factor activity, RNA polymerase II-specific; RNA polymerase II cis-regulatory region sequence-specific DNA binding
Source: RefSeq, a predicted model, not a curated record
ACCAAACCUCUCUUUCCAGUACCACGGACUCGAUCUGUCCUGGGCCUGCCAAGGGCCCUCCACCCAAUGGAACGUGAUCGCAACAGUUUGCUGAAGAACCGUGAAGGCGGCAUCCUUCCAAUAUACUCUGACCACCUCAGCUGACUCCAGAAUCGAACAACUGUAUUUCGAAGUCUCUGUGGAACUCUGAACCGCUCACCCAGUCAGGGAGAAUGAGCCUGUCUACGGAGAAGUCUCACCUUGGAGACGUACUAUAUCAAAAGACAAAAUAGAUGGUUAUGAGUAGCGCAACAUGCAGCAUCUGGGUUAGCAGACGCGGUCCUUCGUGGUAGUACUGCCUCCGGGCCGCUGGGUGGCAGCUGGGAAAAGUCAACGACAGACUGCGGCGUACUAGGCAGACGGCGCGUCACUGGUCGGCGACGGCUUUGUUCCGCACACGGCGGCAGUCACCCAUCAUAUCUUCUCUGAAGAGCUGUUUCAGCCUGAUUGUUAAACAAGUGGAUAACGGUUUCUGUGUUCAGUGUUUUGGACGGUGGGCAGGUAUGGCAAAAUCGAGGAACCUAAAAGCCUUUCUGGAAUCUUCUUUGAAUGAAAUUUUCAGAGCGACAGUGAGUGACAUAUUGGAGUCUGUUGAAGAGACCUUGUCUGAAUAUCAGUGCAAAAUAGAGCGAAUAGAGACUGAGAACGAGGAUCUGAGGCGAAGGCUUCAGAAACAGGAUAUCGAUCAUGUCCCGGCGAAACUGGAACCAGAUGUUAAGGAUAAUGUUCAUCUUUCCAACUCCAAGCUCCCCAAACAUUCUGCCCCGAAGACAUCUCUAGAAUCCACAGCUAGUGGUGGCAAACGGUGUCCUGCUGAUCAGCACGAAUACUUACAGGGAAAGCCCAUUGUCUCAGUCCUUAGCUUGGAAGCAGGGGUUAAGGAAAUAUCCAGUGUUUCCGUUUCAACAGUAACUCUUGGUUACGUAAAAAGUGACCCAGAUUUGGAGGAUGUCUGUGCUAUGGACCUCACCAAAACAUCAUCUCCGCUCAAUUUGGUGUCCAAGCGAAUCAAAAUGGAGAGCCACAACCUUGACUACCUGAAACCAGAAUAUUCCUCCGACCCGCAAUCCCCUCGAUGUCCAGAAACUGGCUCCCAGGAAAGCGACUCUGAUGUGAGGGUCACCAUUGUGUCUGACAGCCACAUGAGCGUUGGGUCAAGUGAGGAAGAAAGGGGUCAUAAUGGGGAGUCCGAACCAGAGGAAGAGGCGUAUGGAAAACCCAAUGAGUUGUACUGUGGUGAGAGGAGAAUAGAUCCAGAGUUUUCUGCCAACGGUCAUGUUUUUCAGGAAUACACGAGCAUGGGGGUGGCUGCUGGGGGGUCAGAGGAAGGGGGGGUGCAAAGCAGGCAGCUAGACAUGUGUGAUUCACUUCAGACGUCUGCAUCUAUCCUGAGCCUGGAUGCCUCUGAGCUGAGCGAAAACCUACAGGGCUUCUAUCACUGCACCCUCUGCAAGAAGACCUUCAGCAAGAUUGGUUCACUGAACUCGCAUCUGCGGAGCCACGUCGAUGAGAAGGUUCACUGCUGCAACUACUGUGGCAAGCGUUUCGGCCGGGCCGACCUACUCAGGUCCCACAAACGCACCCACACGGGUGAGAGGCCAUUCAGCUGCAACCUGUGCACCAAGAGCUACGGACACCCUGGGCAGCUUCGGAUACACAAGCGAGUUCACACUGGUGAGAGGCCAUAUUGUUGCCCGCACUGUGGGAAAAGGUUUAGUGAACACAACCAGCUCAAAGUGCACCUCCGAACUCAUACGGGUGAGAGACCUUACAAUUGUAGUGUUUGUGGGAAAACCUUCAGUAAUGCUGGAAACUUGAGAAUCCACCAGAGGAUCCACACUGGGGAAAAACCGUAUUGUUGCACCCAGUGUGGGAAGAGGUUUAACGGAAUGGGGGACCUUAAAACUCAUUACAGAGUUCACACAGGAGAAAGGCCAUACCACUGUGAUCUGUGUAAAAAGACUUUCAGUCAGGCAGGACACCUUACAAUACACAAAAGAAUGCAUACUGGUGAGAGACCGUACAGCUGCACCGAGUGUGGGAGGAAGUUCAGUGUGGCAAGCAGCCUUAAGCUACACCUGCGAACUCACACUGGAGAGAAGCUCUACAGCUGUUCCUACUGUGGCAAGAGCUUCAGCAGAUCCGGACACCUUAAGAGGCACGAGCAGGUUCACACAAAAGAGAAACUGUAUUCCUGCACUUACUGUGUGAAGAGCUACAGCGAUCACUCCACCCUGAAGAAGCAUAUGAGAAUCCACAUGGGCGACGAGGCCUUUGCUCUCAAUGAAGAGAAUAUCAGUGGCCCUGGGGCUCAGAAUCCGCAACCAAACCAGACAGAAUAAAUCCCCGUAGUGUGUGUGCCUUGUGUGAUGUAUUGUACCUUACAUCCCUGUCCUGCUGCAUACAUCAUCAUUUGUAAAUGUAUAGAAAUGUACAUGGCUAGUGGGUGUAGUGCAUCCAAUUAGAGGUGGUACAGGUAGGCGUGUCACAGAUGUGCUUAGAUCCACACUGCAGCUUAGAUACUUUAUAUGUGCUGUAGGUAGGUUAUGGCCUUUAUCUGAUCCACACAGUGCUGUAGAGUUGUGAGAUUAAGUGUUUGAUGUAUGAUUAGAUGUAAUUGAUUGAAGGUGGAAACCUCCAAUCAGAUUGCUGUGUUUGAUGGUAGCCAUCCAAUGGUCUUAGUGGGUCAUUAAGGUUGCCGAAUGUUGAAAUGUCUGCAUAUUUGCCUGUGGUUAAGACACUGUGAAAGGUGCAGAUGUGGGGUGAAUUACAGCCCAAACUAACCCCAGCAUCCAUGUAUCUGUUAGAUGGAGAGUCUGACUGAAAAGCAGAAGGACGAGUAAAUAUUCUUUCCUCUCCAAAGGCUGCAGAAAAGAAUUUAUGAUACAGGAAAGCCUGAAAUAUGUUUGUGCUGUCAAAUAAAAAUAAUCAAACUAAUUAAGUAGGAAAGCUGCUGUUUUAUGACUGUCAGAAGUUCCCAUUAAGAAAAAAAGUAUUUUGUCAUCAGUCUUGUAUCUGAUAUCUGCACUCAGUAGUGUAAUUUCAUGUUUCCUAGAAUAUCUCACUAUGAAUGUUAACCAAUAAAAUUUAUUUUUUACAUUAA